GCGAUUUCCCGACCGACGAUCUACCGUCGUCAUGGCUCUGCAGCAACGUGCCUGCGGUCUCGUAAUUUUCCGGCGAUUCCAAGACACCGUCCAGUACCUGCUGAUGCAAACGUCGUACGGGGAGCAUCACUGGACACCUCCUAAAGGUCACGUCGACCCGGGCGAGUCCGACAUGGAGACGGCGUUGCGCGAGACUCGGGAGGAGGCUGGUUUCCGCUCGAGCGACCUCGAGAUCUAUGAAGACGCGAAGCACGAAUUGAACUACGCGGUAAAUGGAGUGCCAAAGAUAGUGAUUUACUGGCUGGCGGAGCUGUUGAAUCCGGACAAGUCCGUGAAGCUGUCGGACGAGCACCAGGAUUUCCGGUGGCUUCCGUUGCGCGAAGCCUGCGACCUGGCCAAGUACGCCGACAUGCAAAACACCCUGCGUGAAUUCGAUAGAUAUAUAUCUCAGAAACUCGUGUAAGCUGCGUUGCAUCUCCGUAUCGCUCGUCGAAAUAAUUGUAAUUACGUGGCGCGGUGGAAAAUACGAUGGAAUAUUGGAUGCAAAUUGUCUUGCAAUAACUAAACCUCAGAAAAUAAAGACCAAUUUUACAUAAACA
Molecule: messenger RNA, 599 nt
Organism: Ooceraea biroi (clonal raider ant)
Lineage: Eukaryota; Metazoa; Arthropoda; Insecta; Hymenoptera; Formicidae
Gene: Apf
Product: purine phosphoribosyltransferase family protein Apf
Biological process (GO): ATP biosynthetic process; AMP biosynthetic process
Molecular function (GO): bis(5'-nucleosyl)-tetraphosphatase (asymmetrical) activity
Source: RefSeq, a predicted model, not a curated record